CAAUUACGUAAUGGGGGUAUGCCCGUGCGUCCAUCGACGUGAUGACGUAAUUGCAUUAUGGCUGCGCCCUGUAAUGACAUUACGUUCGCCGGUCACAGCUGAUGAAGUUGGUGACAUUGUUUCUGUUAUCGCUCUGGAAUUAGCGUUGGAAUUACACGAAUACGAUGCUGCUUCUUGCAACGCUGCGGUCCAGCCUGGCCCAGAGCAGACUCCAGGCCUUGCGUCUAAUCCAUUAUGAAAGAGGGCAGCAGAAGAACUGUGCACAGUGGAGACAGUAUAUCCAAAAGAAAUGGAAAAGCAGCAUUGUUACAGACGUGGCCGCCCCAUCCCGAGCUGCAGUAAGCGCUGUACCGCACUCUGCUGCAGACCGUAUGAUGGGUCGUUGGCUCCUGGUUUGCAGUGGAAUGGUAGCUGGGGCUGUGAUACUUGGAGGUGUAACCAGGUUAACGGAGUCUGGACUCUCGAUGGUUGAUUGGCAUUUAAUAAAAGAAAUGAAGCCGCCGUCGACACAAGAAGAAUGGGAAGCUGAAUUCCAAAAAUACCAGCAGUUUCCAGAGUUUAAAAUUUUGAACCAUGACAUGACACUGAGUGAAUUCAAAUUUAUCUGGUUCAUGGAGUAUUCUCACCGUAUGUGGGGGCGUGCGGUUGGUUUGGCUUACAUUCUUCCAGCCAUCUACUUCUGGAGAAAGGGUUGGUUCAACAGGGGAAUGAAGGGUCGUGUUCUUGGCCUCUGUGGCUUUGUUUGUUUUCAGGGUCUCCUGGGCUGGUAUAUGGUGAAGAGUGGAUUAGAAGAGAAACCAGAGUCGUAUGAUGUUCCACGUGUCAGUCAGUACCGUCUGGCUGCCCAUUUGGGCUCGGCUCUUGUGCUGUAUUGUGCGAGUCUCUGGACUGGCUUAUCACUCCUUCUUCCGAGGAACAAGUUACAUGAAACUCACCAGUUAAUGAAGCUGAGAAAAUUCACACACUGGACGGCAGGUCUAGUCUUCCUCACGGCCCUUUCAGGUGCAUUUGUCGCAGGAUUAGAUGCUGGACUUGUGUAUAACUCUUUUCCAAAGAUGGCUGAUCGCUGGAUUCCAGACGACCUACUUGCAUUUUCACCCACGUUAAAGAAUUUCUUUGAGAAUCCCACAACUGUACAGUUUGAUCACAGGAUCCUGGGGAUCAGCUCUGUAGCUGCCAUUACCGGACUGUACUAUGUCUCUAGGAAAGUUCCUCUUCCACGUAGAGCAAAACUGGCAUUAAAUUCCCUAAUCGCUGUGGCUUACAUGCAGGUUACAUUGGGAAUAAGUACAUUACUGCUGUAUGUUCCCACUCCUUUAGCAGCUACACAUCAGUCUGGGUCGCUGGCCCUCCUUAGUAUGGCUAUCUGGCUAAUGAAUGAAUUGAGACGUCUACCUAAGUAAUGGAGAGACGGGAAGACUGCGCUUUCAUGACAUUCAUAGCGAAUUAUCCUUCAAAAAGUUUACUUACUAUAUUUUCUUUUAUACUUGGCAGCUUGUAUAAACUGUCGUGUGUGAAUGCAGCACUUACAAACAAGCUUUCGACUUUCUAUAGAGAGCCGAGUGUUAAUAAUGAUGAAUGACGGAAGUUCCGGAUGGGACCAUGCGCUUUUCUCAUCGCGUUAUUUGCAUCGCUUCUCCUUUUGUUUUUCGAUGAGGCUGGAAGAUACGUUACUUUGGUUAAGUUAUUACUAAAUAUUAGAGAGAACUACAUUUAUUUCAUUCAAAUCUGAAACUGCGCUUUCCUUUUGUAAAUGAAGCAGAUCUGCUCGCUUGUAUGCGUUCGGUUUGAUCUGAAGAAGUUUUUGUAUUAAAAAGCUUUACAUAGAUUGCAAGACUUGUUUGCA
Molecule: messenger RNA, 1846 nt
Organism: Spea bombifrons (plains spadefoot toad)
Lineage: Eukaryota; Metazoa; Chordata; Amphibia; Anura; Pelobatidae
Gene: COX15
Product: cytochrome c oxidase assembly protein COX15 homolog
Exons: 10
Coding region: 165-1403 (412 amino acids)
Biological process (GO): heme A biosynthetic process
Cellular component (GO): mitochondrial inner membrane
Molecular function (GO): oxidoreductase activity, acting on NAD(P)H, heme protein as acceptor
Source: RefSeq, a predicted model, not a curated record